This is a messenger RNA of Merops nubicus (carmine bee-eater), 1423 nucleotides long. RefSeq names its product pseudouridylate synthase 3 (gene PUS3). The annotation marks the transcript as partial. Gene Ontology annotation, biological process: tRNA pseudouridine synthesis; mRNA pseudouridine synthesis. Gene Ontology annotation, molecular function: pseudouridine synthase activity; RNA binding. The record is from RefSeq and is a predicted model, not a curated record. The transcript is spliced from 4 exons. Gene Ontology annotation, cellular component: cytoplasm; nucleus. Lineage: Eukaryota; Metazoa; Chordata; Aves; Coraciiformes; Meropidae.
AUGGCCGAGGGGAGCGCGGCGCCCGACCCGGAGCAGCUCCUCAGGAGGGUGCAGGAGCUGGAAGAGGAGGUGAGGAGGCUGCGGGAGAAGCUGCGAGGAGACCAGGAGGCCCUGGGGAGCAGAGAAGCCCCCGUGGGGAGCAGAGAAGCCCCCGCGGGGAGCGGGCAGGGGAAGAAGGGUCGGCGCCCCUUCGACUUCGACGCUCACGGCCGCCGGCACGUGGCUCUGAGAAUCGCCUACUUGGGCUGGGGCUACCAGGGCUUUGCCAGCCAGGAGAACACCAGCAACACCAUCGAGGAGAAGCUCUUCCAGGCCUUGACCAAGACCAGGUUGGUGGCCAGCAGACAGACCUCCAACUACCACCGCUGCGGGCGGACGGACAAAGGAGUCAGCGCCUUCGGGCAGGUGAUCUCCCUCCAUCUGCGCUCCAGCCUCUCGGGGAAGCGGCAGCUCAACGGCCACGAGGACGGCUCGGGAGGGGAGGAGGAGGAAGAGGAGGAGGAGGAAGAGCUGCGUUACACCCACAUGCUCAACAGGGUGCUGCCCCCCGACAUCAGGGUGCUGGCCUGGGCCCCCGUGGGGCCGGGGUUCAGCGCCCGCUUCAGCUGCCUCAGCAGGACCUACAGGUACUUCUUCCCCCGCGGGCAGCUGGCCGUGGAGCUGAUGGCCACGGCGGCCCAGAGGUUCCUGGGCACCCACGACUUCCGCAACUUCUGCAAGAUGGACGUGGCCAACGGGGUGGUCAACUUCCAGAGGACCAUCCUCAGCGCCACCGUCACCCCCGUGGGAGGAGGAGGAGGAGGAGGAGGAGGAGGGACGCAGGAUCCCUUCAGCCUGUGGCAGUUUGAGGUGAGGGGCCAAGCGUUCCUCUACCACCAAGUGCGUUGCAUGAUGGCCAUCCUCUUCCUCAUCGGGCAGAGGGCGGAGAGCCCGGAGAUCAUCGACCAGCUGCUGGACGUGGAGAAGAACCCCAGGAAACCACAGUACAGCAUGGCAGUGGAGUUUCCCCUCGUCCUGUACGACUGCGAGUUUGAGAACCUUCAGUGGUUCUACGACCGGGAAGUGCAGGAGUUCAACGUCACCCACCUGCAGCAGCUCUGGGCCAACCACGCCGUCAAGACCCAAGUGCUCCGUGACAUGCUGCGAGGGCUGGACGCCGCCCCCGUGGCCGCUGGGAAAGCCCCGGGGAGCACCACGACCACAGUGUGGAGAGACUUGAAGCCCCAGCUCCACAAGCAGACCAGUGGAUUCGUGGAAGGCGUCCAGCCUCGCACCUACAAACCUCUGCUGGCCCGCCCAAAAUGCGAGGGGCUGGAAGCUCGGAUCCAGCAUUUCGUGAGGAGGGGUCGUAUCGACCCCCCCUCGAUGGGCUUGGGGGGAGAUGGGGGCCAGCAGCCCCCCGAAAUCAAAAGGAGCCACCACG